AAACUUGCUUGCACCUCAUCGACAUAAAGUGGACGUGAGCAUAUUAAUGUGACUUUUAUAUCUGACCAAUUAUGUCCCCUGCGAAGAAUCAUGACUGUUUUACAGACCAAUCACUUUCGGGAUGAUAACCCAAGAAUGCUUUGGCCUAGUUAGGAAAAUUAAUAGGAACGUUGAAAAUGACCAGCAGAUGACCUCUGUUGAUUUAGAGGUCAGUAUAUCAGAGGUCAAGGUCACACUGACCCGGAACAGUUAAACAGUUUCUGGAUAAUAACUCAAGAACGCUUAGGCCUAGGAUCGUGAAACUUAUUAGAAAGGCUUAUCAUGACCAGCAAAAUGCCCUUACUUUUUAAGUUAGUAGGUCAAAGAUCAAGGUCAUAGUGGUCAUAAAUUAAGUUAAACCAUUUCCGGACGAUAACUUGAGAAAGCUUGGGCGAAGGAUCAUAAAAAGUAAACGGUCGCCAGUGGUCAAGAUCAAAGUGACCCAGAACAGUUAAACGAAUUCCGGACAAUAACUUAAGAACACUUAGGCCUAGAAUCACGGAACUUAAGAGGAAGGUUGAUCAUGACCAGCAGAUGACCCCUGUUGAUUUUAAGGUCAGUUGCUCAAAGGUCAAGGUCACAGUGAUUCGGAACAGUUAAACCGUUUCUGACGAUAACUUAAGAAUGCUAGGGCCUAGGAUUAGCAUGACCAGCAGAUAACCAAUAUUGAUUUUGAGGACAGCACGUCAGUAGGUCAAAGGUCAAUGUCACAUUUUUGCCAAAUAACUAGAGAAUGAUGCUUUGGUCCGAGAUCACAUAUGACACGGAGGUCGCAUGUAUGACUGAGCUGAAAGACGAUUUGGCAACCUUCUACUCAAACAGAUACAGUACAAUACCACUGUCACCGCUAUUCGAGGAGCACGACACUCCACUUGUAGAUUUUUACAUUUUGCCUGAAAUGAAUUUCAUUGAAAAGAAAAAUCCAGCUGGGGAAGAGACUAAAACUCCAGUUAAAUCGUUGUCGGACUUAUUCCAGUCUGAAAAAAGUUCUGAAAUAUAUUUAUCCGCAGAUGCUGGAUUUGGGAAAACUGCAUUUUCAAAAUAUCUUGCUAUCACGUGGUGCCAGGCUCAUCGGCCCGAAACUAAAUGCACAAAGUACUUCAACGAAGAUGUGAUAAAGGCCAUGCUUGGUUUUGAGUUUUUGUUUCUUGUGUUAUUGCGGGAUUCUUCUGAUGAUUGUAGCAUUGAUGAUUUGAUAAUGAACCAAAUUAUGCAAAAUUUGUCUCGGGAUUUUGCAUUGACAAAAGAUUUCGUUCAGGAGAUUCUGCAUCGCGAACGACAUCUUAUAAUAUUAGAUGGUUUAGACGAGUGGAUUCAUCCCGAAAAGAAAUGUGCAAAAGUGCCCAAAACGAACCCUCAUCGUAAUGCACGUGAAACAUGUGUAAUCCUAACCACGUCAAGACCUUGGAAAUUAGGUGUGUUGAAUCUUAAAACUAGUGAAAUAGGUAAGAAAGUGGAACUAGUAAAAUUAACCUCUGAGUCAGCACAGAUAUUAGAGGAAAGGGCGAUUUCAAAAAUAAAGAAUCUGCAUAUUGCUGAAGCAAAACUCCGGGCCAAACAGUUGAAUAAAAAAGUCAAGGAAAAUAAACUUGAGGAUUUGGAAUCCGUCCCCCUUCUUACGAUGUAUCUCAUUUGUUUAUGGUGUGACAAUAUUCCACUUGGACAGUCAAAGUGCGGACUAUAUGCAAGCAUUAUUGAACUUCUGCUGUCAAGAACGAUAAGCAAACAUCCGGAAGUGAAACUAACGUGCGAACCCUCCCAGAGUGAUAUUCCACAAUGCUUCAGUGAAUAUAAACAUUGUACUAAAUACUGCACAUAUCUGAAAGCUUUAGGACAAUUAGCAUUUGAAACACUAUUCAGUGAAACUAAGGAGAGCACUCUUGUUUUCAGUCAGUCAGUGACUGAAAAGUAUCUGUCAUCAAAUUAUUUGAAAUUUAGUCUUGACUCGGGAAUAUUAACACAAAGUACAGAAAAGACACUAACAAAACAAAUUUCUAAAUGUUCUUUCUCGCACAAAACAAUACAAGAAUUUUUUUGUGCAUUGUACAUUAGCUGUCAAAAUGAAAGUGAUGUCAAAGAAAUCUUUCUGAAGGAAUGCAAAAGUGUGCAAAGUAUUCUUGACAUGUCGACAGUGUUUGUUUUCACCAGUGGAAUGGUGAAUGCAGAAAUCAUUUCUUCAAUAUCUCCUAAUUUCAUGUCAGUAAUCAGUGAAGAUACGAGAACGAGCGAAUACAGAACUACGACUGACCAGUACUGUGAACCUCUGAAAGACAUACAAGACAUGUACAUGUCUUGUAUGAAAGAAAACACAAGCGAUAAGGAACUCAAAGUUUGCUGCCAAGAUUUUUUCUUUAGUGAAGAUUGUAAAGAAGAAAAAUACUUUAAGCAUCUAGCACGGCUCGCAGUACACAAUAAAACAAACAUGGCGUCAAUAAAUAUCAACACAAACAGUGGUCGUAGUUUACGUGAAAUUAUCGAUUGUUGUGCAUUGCACGAACUGUUCCAGAUCAAUAAAAUAUACUGCCGGGGUAACUUUAAACAGCCGCUAGGCCUACUUCCUGUACUGUUUAACAAGUCGCCGAAAUGUCUCACUGUUAUAGGCCUAUCGUUUGGUCCUUUGAGCCGUGAAAUGUUGGAAACAUUACAGAAUAACUCUCUGUUACAAGCAAUUUAUAUCCACGGUUUCUUUACGAGCCACAAUGUGCUGAAUGAGUUUCUGAAUUAUAUUAUAAACAGAAAAACAAUGACGGAGAUUAGAUUGCGGGACUUACACUGUGUCGAGCACUACAAGUCGUGUAGUUACAGUUUAGAUUUUAGUCAGCAUUCAGAUCUAAGGAAGUUAGAAUUGGGCUCGAUACCUGAAGUGUCACAAUUGAAAGUUAAUAGUCAAGUGGAACACGUGAAGUUGGUGGGUAUCAAUCUAGGUGAAAUGUCGCUGCCUUCUGAAAUGGGAAAUAUUAAACAUGUUGAUUUGCGGUUUGUAAACAUGUCUGCUUCAACAUUGCGUGAUCUCGUUAAGGUAGUGGAGAAACUUUCACACAAAGUCACAGUAACAAUAUACUGGUGUAAGAUAGAACCGAGAACAGAGUUUGAACACGUUAAACAAUAUAUACGCUCAUCUCAGAAUCUCCGAGUUACGCGGGAUAAUAGAGGAGAGUUUGUGUUUGAAACAAAAGUUGAAAGUUAAUUAGUUACUAAAUAAACUCAGACUGAUAGUGUCAAUGUAUAUAAACAUUGUUCAUUCAAAAUGUGUUACUAUAAAUCAUUACACGAUGACAUAUGUGUAACAUGUAUAUAGAUCUACACGUGUGCAUAAUUAGGAAUAGUGACAGUCGCUAGUCGCGAGUGAUAAAAUAAACAUCGAUACAUUCUUGGAGGAAAAAAUGGACGUUCUUAUAACAUGGAUUUAUACACAAGUUCAGUUUCCCUUUAUACUUCAAGAGCAUACAUGUAUUUCUGGUGGCUAGGCUACAAACACCAUAACAUACAGGACAUGACGCUUGUUUCUGGCAAUUGGACAAAAGAAUUUUGCAGGACUAUAAACGUAUUAUACCCAAAAAUCUGUGAGAAAAACUACUUGGAAUUAUUAAUUUUCAUUACCAGGGACAAAUCAUACUGUUUUACUUAAAUUAGUUGGUAAAGAAAUGUCGGACUUUCACUUGUGUAUCAUAUCGCUUUGAGCUCAUUUUUCUAACUAAGAAAAGUUUAAAUAAGUAAAGUUUUGUAUGUAAGUAAGUAUUAACUGGAAGGGUUUCAAACAGUCACGCGCGCUGUCAAAAGACAACCUAAAAAAAGUGUUUGAUUUGGCUUCAUUUUGAUGUUAAUUGUUAACAAUGUUUAAGUGUUAUUUUAAGAUAUUAAGUUUUAAAAUGCCUGGAAACGGCCCUGUUGCAAAUGAAUUUUGUUGUGUUUGACAUACCACGGCAAAGAAGUUGCAAUCUUUUUAUGGAAUUGUUUAAAUAUUAAAUGCACUUUGUUCUAAGAAAAAAAUAUAUUGUGAGACAUGUUUUUAUGUUGUUACCAAAAUCACUAUUUGUUUGCAUAGUCCUUAGCCUUAUACUACAACAUCUAAUAUUUUCAUGCAUAAGUCUUCUUAUUAAAGGGAAAAUCCCUACUUAUCUGAUAUGGAUUGUAGUCUCUGUAGAAACUUAUAUGUUUCUAGCAGACGACAUUAAUAAUUAUACUAGAAAGAACAUAUUUUUACGAAAACCUUGUUCUCAGCGGACUUUUCAUAAUUUUGAUAAAAAAUUAAAACUGUGAACCCUUUUAUACGCCCGUAUCUGAAAGAGCGGGGAGUAUUAUGUGAACACCUGUGGUGGGCGGGCGGUCGGCGUCCUAAAGCAUGUCCGCUCUCUAAGUCGAACAGUUUUCAUCCAAACUUGGUGACAAUGUUUGUGGGCAUAAUAUCUCGGCCAAGUUCGAUCACCAGCAAAAUCGCCCCAUGCACUCUUGGGUUAUGGCCCUUGAAUUACUCGAAAUCUGCAAAUUUAGCAAGUUGUCCGCCCUCUAAGUCAAACAGUUUUCAUGCGAUCUUCACCACACUUGGCGACAAUGUUUGUGGGCAUAAUAUCUCGGCCAGGUCCGAUAACCAGCCAAUCGCCUCAUGCAGUCUUGGGUUAUGGCCCUUGAAUUACUCGAAAAACGGCGAAUUUAGCCUUGUCCGCUCUUUAAGUGGAACAGUUUUCAUGCGAUCUUCACCACACUUGACGACAAUGUUUGUGGGCAUAAUAUCUCGGCCAGGUCCGAUAACCAGCCAAUCGCCUCAUGCAGUCUUGGGUUAUGGCCCUUGAAUUACUCGAAAAACUGCGAAUUUAGCCUUGUCCCUCUUUAAGUGGAACAGUUUUCAUCCGAUCUUCACCAAACUUGCAGAUAAUGUUUGUGGGCAUAAAAUAUCAGCCAAGUUCGAUAACCAGCCAAAUCACUCUUGGAUUAUGACCCUUCAAUUACUCAAAAUCUGCGAAUUUAGCCUUGUCCGCUCUCUGAGUCGAACAGUUUUCAUCUGAUCUUCACCAAACUUGCUGACAAUGUUUGUGGGCAUAAUAUCUCGACCAAGUUUGAUGACCAGCCAAAUCGCCCCAGGCACUCUUGGAUUAUGGCCCUUGAAUUGACAGGCGUAUUUUGUGACAGUAUCCACUCUUGUUGUUUUAUAUGAUUGUGAAACAGUCUUUGAUUAAACAAAAGAUGGAAACUUUUCUAUGUAGAGACUAGUUGCAUUGUAAAAUUAUUGGAGUUACUUAAUGAAUGGAAUGACUAAUUUUUUAUCUCUACUUAAUUUUUUUUUUAAGUUUCACUUAUUUCUACAUAUUAAACGAAUACAUGUUGCAAGAGAAACAAUCUUUUCAUCAACAAAAGUUGGUAUUACAAGGAAAUGGGACUACAGACUAUAUAAUAAACAUAAGCUUACAAAUAUUACAUUACAUGUAGGUCUAUUUCUAUAGGAAGAUAAUGUUUUCCUUUCUAAAUUAUAGCAAUUACCAUGUGUAUAUAUAUUUGAUAGACUAUUGUAGAUGUAUGGUAUGUUCGCCUUAUGUAAUUUGUAUUUAAUAAUAUAUAUGAACUGUUUUGAGUUUUACCAGUUAUGUUUAUGUUGAUUGCUUGCGAACAGAAGACAAAAUAGUAUAAUGCUGUUUUGAUCGUAACCUUUUACAAUGACACGUUAUUUGCUCACAUGAGAGCAUAAAAUGCUCAAGGUGAGCAUUUGUGAUCGUCCUGUGCCCGUCGUCAUCUGUCGUCAACAACUUUGGCACAAUUGCAAUGAAACUUGGUCAGAAUGAUAGCCUUAAAAAAUCUCUGACAAGAUUUUUACUCUAUAAUAUGAAUUAUAAACCAAGGUCAAAUUCGUAGGAAACAACGUUGAAUCUCUAAUGGCCACAUUUUUAUCUUUUUUUAUAAUGUUCCCAGAAUGUUUGCAUCUGAAUUUCAAAUCAUAGAUAAACCAAAUUAAGACAGUACAAGCUAUAUUUUCUACUUGAAUUUCAUAAACUGUUUGCUGGAAUGUUUGCACUAUGAAAUGAAAGUCGAUUUCAGGUAUAGGUCCAUGUUUCGGAGAAAAAACGUUCGAACGUUAUCAAAUCAUAUAAAGAAAGCAUUGUUUUUCAUGAAAAUAUAACAGCAUAUAAAACAUUUAUAUUAUUGUACAAAACCAUUGUCAAUUUAUUCAUAUAUGUAUUGAAUUCUGGAAAGGGACUACAUGAAGGGGCCACCCUUCUGGACAGUCCAGCGCCUUUAAAAACUCACCAUUUUUAAAAAGCUGUUACAUGUCUUCGUUUUGAUGCAUUUGCAACAUCGUGCGAGUGUUUAAGGAUAACAUGGUGUAAUAGCCAUAUUUCAUAUCUUGUAACUGGAUGGUAAUAUUUAAAUGAAAUUUAGUCAUUUUAAAGACAUUCAAAAUUAAAAACGUUUCACCGAGAGAUUUUCGAAUUUUAUCAUUUUUUUGAGGAGAUAAUCGGUAUUGAAGUUAACAUUUAUGCCUAUGGGAAAUAUAUAAUUUCUUUGAUUAUGAGAAUCUGCCAUGAGCUUGAGUUUCGAGAAAAUUUUGCGGUAGAAAGCUGCAUUAUAUGAUUCUGAUACAAAUAUCAAAAAGAAAUCUAAAAUUCCCCGUAGGGAAAAGGAGAGAAUUAUUUUUUCUAGUUUUCAGGGGAGGUAACUCAUGAAAAAGCAAAAUUAUCAGGGGAGGUAAUCUAAAGGAAAUUUUUGAGAACUUCUGUCACUAUAUAACUUGUCAAUAUGCACCUUAUUUCUAUCGUUUGACAUUUUCAAAGCUUACAUUAUCAAGUUGUAUGUACGCUUUCGGUGAAAUUGGGAUAGUAUUACGGGAAGUCAUCCUUAAACUUUAUAUAACUAGGUAAAACAUCGUUUUGACAAUUGUUUACAUCUAUUUCUUUACAAAGGGCAUUCUUAUUUAAAGGGGGACAACUCAUUUAGAAUAUUUUAAGUAUUCAACUGCGUGGAACAGAACAGUAAAACAUGUAUUGGACAGAUAAGUUGUGUGUCAAGAUGCUGUUCAUUCGCUAAAAAAAUCUGUUGUUUUGUGAUAUACAGCUAAACCUUCAGGACUGGGUUACACGAAAUCUUAAACAGGAUUGCACUUUCUAUUUAUCUAUGUAAUUACUUGAUGGAUUUGUUUCAAACUUAUAAUAGUUAUUCCACAUCAUCACCUACAUCAUAUGGCUCAAGGGCUCUCAAACUCUCUUACCAAUAUUUCAUGAAUUAUUCCCCACCUUUUACUUAGGAUUUCAGGUUAUAGUUUUGAUUUACUUUCAAUCUAUCUCAGUUAUUACUAAACAGAUUUGAUUCAAACAUAAUAUAUUUGAUCCACAUCAUCACCCACAUCUUAUGACACAAGGUCCAUAACUCUAGCAGCAAGUUUUCAUGAAUUAUGCCCCUUUUACUUAGAAUUUUAUAUCGAGAGGCUUUGAUUCAAACUAAAAAUAGUUGUUCCACAUCAUCACUCUCACCAUAUGACACAAGGGUCAUAACUCUUGUACCUAUGUUUCAUGGAUUAUCUCCCCUUUUAAUUUAGACUGAAAGGCAAUGUUGUUUUGAUGUUAAUUUUAUCUGCUGGGAUUUCUUAAAUCAUUUAAAGAAAUGAAAGAAUUUUCAAAAUCGAAUUAAAAAUUGAGAAAGUUAUCAGCAUUUAAAUAUUUGGUCAAAAUGGCAGCCAUUUUGUUUUCAUUGCAAUAAAAUAGCAGAUUUAUUAUAUUUCUACUCACAUUUUUGAACUGCAUUUACUUAUUACUGUAA
Messenger RNA from Mercenaria mercenaria, 7782 nucleotides. RefSeq lists its product as uncharacterized. Lineage: Eukaryota; Metazoa; Mollusca; Bivalvia; Venerida; Veneridae. The transcript is spliced from 3 exons. The record is from RefSeq and is a predicted model, not a curated record. Bases 773 to 3226 code for a protein of 817 amino acids.